AUGUGGACCCGAUGGACGUUUCUCUUUGAGCAUUAUAUGAAGGCGGGGCACCCGAACUGCAGCCAGAUGACCAUGAUUGCUGUUGUAGCGAUGGUCGUGACAUUAGCGUGUUCCUUGGUGGUGGCUGACGAAACCAUCGCCGACGACUUGGCCGGGGAUUACUGCGCAAAUGUUGGAUGCUGCGGUGAGAGGCAAGAUGAUGUUUGCUCCGCACCGAUAUUGGGCACGAGGUGCUACUGCGACGAUUUCUGCUACCUCAACCGCACCGGGUCCGAUGACUGUUGUCCCGACUUCAUGUCGGUCUGCAAAGGAGUGGAAUCACUCCCGCCUGAACCUCUGAAAAACCCUAAACUACAAUAUUAUACUGAAAAACCGAAUUGUAAUCUUGGAGAAGUGAUUAAUAUAAAUUGCAAUGAAUGCCGAUGCCGAAAAAUCGAUGAAACCCCGACGUUGAUAUGUUACCACAGCGAAUGUCUUAUCGAUCCGUCACUCUUGGACGCGAUUAAGAACCAAAGUCGUCAAUUUGGAUGGUCUGCCAAAAAUUACAGUGAAUUUUGGGGCAGAACAUAUGACGACGGACUUAAAUGGCGGCUAGGUACACUGCAACCACCGGAAAAGAUUUUACAAAUAGUACCUUUGAAAGCUAUGUUCCACCGAGAUCAUCUAAAGUCAUCUUUCGAUCUCCGCAAAGUUUUUGGUGAUAACAUUACCGAUCCUAUCGAUCAGGGUUGGUGUGGCGCGUCCUGGGCCAUAAGUACUGCUCAAGUGACCACCGACCGUUUUGUUAUAAUGACCAAAGGACUAAUGCGCGACGCUCUCUCACCGAAACACCUGUUGUCUUGCAAUAAUCUUGACCUACAACGAGGAUGCCAAGGUGGCCAUUUGACCAGUGCUUGGAAUUGGGUUAGGACGUUUGGACUCGUCACAGAUGAAUGUUACCCGUAUGAUGGUCGGGCGACAGGUUGUGCGGUGUCCAAUCAGAGAAGUAUCAAUAACUUAAUAGUGUCGUGUCCGCGUUCCGCCAAAACUUCGCCACUUAGACGAGUUGGUCUGAUGUACAGAGUGGCUACAGAAGAGGGUAUUAUGCAUGAGAUCAUGAAUUGGGGAUCAGUCCAAGCCAUGAUGAAAGUGUCCAAAGAAUUUUUCAUGUAUGAAUCGGGCGUGUACAAGUGUUCAAAAUUGGAUUUGGGAUCAAAAACAGGAUAUCAUACUGUAAGGAUUGUUGGUUGGGGCGAAGAGCAACAGAAUGGCAAAACAGUAAAAUAUUGGAUCGUUUCAAACUCGUGGGGACUAUGGUGGGGUGAAAGCGGAUACUUCCGGAUACUGAAAGGAACCAACGAGUGUCAGAUCGAAGACUUCGUUAUAGCUGCGAUGGCGGACAUCGGAAAUUUAUGUAACAUAUCGGAAAAGUCGUUCAGAGAAAAUGCUUCAUACACAUUGAACGGCACAAAAAUCGAUAUUUCUUAA
Macrosiphum euphorbiae (potato aphid) is the source of this 1467-nucleotide messenger RNA. NCBI's taxonomy places the organism in Eukaryota, Metazoa, Arthropoda, Insecta, Hemiptera, Aphididae. The record is from the annotation of a GenBank genome assembly.